Messenger RNA from Portunus trituberculatus (swimming crab), 348 nucleotides. Its product is annotated as transmembrane protein 229B-like. Lineage: Eukaryota; Metazoa; Arthropoda; Malacostraca; Decapoda; Portunidae. The record is from RefSeq and is a predicted model, not a curated record. The transcript is spliced from 3 exons. Bases 1 to 348 code for a protein of 115 amino acids.
AUGGUCAGCACACCUGCAUACACACGCCCUCAAAGGAGUUGUUCGGGAAGCACAAGCGUGUGGUCCCUCUUCAUCUACGGCGUGGGCAGCCUCGGGGUGGAGCAGCUGUACAGGCGCUUCCACACCUCCCUGCCGCUGCUGCUGCGAGGACUCUGUUACGUCGCCUGGAUCUACGCCUGGGAGUUCUCGACAGAAAGGAACUACAACCUGCUGGGCCUCAUCACCCUGGAGUACUUCCCCGCCUGGUACCUCGCCUCAGUCCUCACCGAGCAGUUUCUCAUCCACAACCUCCUCUUCCUGUCCCUCUACUCCCAGGACUCCCACAACCGUCUCCACCACAAGGGAUAG